Aspergillus pseudoviridinutans is the source of this 285-nucleotide messenger RNA. RefSeq lists its product as uncharacterized. The coding region runs from base 1 to 285 and encodes 94 amino acids. The record is from RefSeq and is a predicted model, not a curated record. The transcript has 2 exons. NCBI's taxonomy places the organism in Eukaryota, Fungi, Ascomycota, Eurotiomycetes, Eurotiales, Aspergillaceae.
AUGGGACAAGGAUUGACUGGAGCCGCUGGGACAUACUCGAAACUAAAGGAUCUCGUGAUGGAACCAAUACCGGCGCCAUGUCCCGAACCUGCACUCGCAGUCCAGACGAAGACACAGUACGUAGUAGAAUGGCCUACAUACGACCAUUUCUUCAAGGCUAUCACUAUGAUACAAGAAGUGCCAAGGCUGUUUGGAAAGGAGGGAGAAAGAGAUCUGCGGAGCAGAUCCGGCAACCAGGUUGCAGAGCAGCUUGGCAUCACUGAGGACAGCAUCUAUGCCACCUAG